CUUCUUACAAAUGUCUCUGUGAGCCAGGUUUCACGGGAGAGUUUUGCGAGAAAGCUUUUACGUCCUGCAAGGAGCUCUAUGACUUCAAUAGGCCCAAUGUCAGUGAGCUUGUUACCCUCCGCCUGGAGUUUAAACCAGUCACCAUUCUCUGUCACAUGGGAGAUUUUGGAUGCGGAAAUGGAGGAUGGACGCCGGUCAUGAAGAUUGACGGCACCAAGAACACCUUUCAUUACAACAAGACCUACUGGAGUAACAAAAUUGAAUACAACCUUCCUGGAGGGGAGUCUGGCUUUGAUUCACAGGAGACAAAGUUACCGACCUACUGGAAUACACCCUUCUCCAAGGUUUGCCUCGGUAUGAAGAUUGGACAACACGUCAGGUUCACUGUCAUUAACAAGCAGGCCGACUCUUUGUACUCACUGAUCGCUGACGGUCAGUACCGCGCCACAUCAUUAGGUCGAGAAACGUGGAAGGAUCUGAUUGGUUCAAAUGCCUCCUUGCAGUUAAACUGUAAUAAGGAAGGAUUCAAUACUGGCAAUCUUCACCGUCAUAGCAAAUACCAUUCUGAAGCAAGAAUUGGCAUCGUUGCUAACCAGGAGGAUAACUGCAAAAGCUGUGACUCCUGGAUUGGGUUCGGUACAGGGGGGUAUCACGAAGACGCUGUGACGUGUGGUAACGUUGCAGAAAUAGAAGGAGAUAACGGAGCCAGGCGUACUCCAGCCAUGGGGUACAUACUGGUGCAAUAAUACCUAUACUCUCAAAAGGAAGCAGCUCAAAUAGAUAUAUUAUUUAUUCAAUAGAACCUCCCCAUGAGGCUUUUUAGUCACUGGGGACCUUAAGAAACCACGACGGCGACGGCAACGAGGACGUGGAAAAACAAGAGAUGUAAU
Messenger RNA from Stylophora pistillata, 890 nucleotides. RefSeq lists its product as uncharacterized. The record is from RefSeq and is a predicted model, not a curated record. NCBI's taxonomy places the organism in Eukaryota, Metazoa, Cnidaria, Anthozoa, Scleractinia, Pocilloporidae.